AUGCCCAAUGGGGACAGUUACCACAGCCUGUCAUACUCUUUCAGGGUGCCCCAUAACACCAUCACUGGCAUUGUGAAGGAAGUGUCUGCUGCCAUCGUGGCAGAAUACGAAGACGAGGUAUUUGACUUCCCAACUACUCCACAGAGGUGGCGUCAGAUUGCCGAGGGAUUUGGGCAGCCGAUGGAAAAGCUUCCAUCAUGCAUGUGGGGCCCGGACGGUAAAACACAUCGCGAUCAAAGCCCCCCCAAAACUCCGGCACCUUGUUCUACAACUACAAGGGUUUUCUUCUCCAUUAUACUGUUAGGCCUGGUAGAUUCACAGUACAAGUUCCUGUGGGCUGACAUCGGCAGUAAUGGCUCCUCUUCGGACAGUGGAAUCUUCAACGCUUCCGCUCUCAAGGCAUCCCUUGAAACUGGUGACAUCGGAUUCCCACCAGCUGAACCACUACCUAACGAUGACCGUGACAUGCCAUACUUCUUCAUCGGGAAUGACGCAUUUGCCCUACGAACCGGGAUGAUGAAGCCUUUUGGACAUAGGAACAUGACCGUCGAAGAGCGUAUCUUGAACUACCGACUCUCCCGUGGCCGCAGGAUAGUGGAGAACGCUUUUGGAAUACUCGCGCCCACGCUGGAGGUGCCUCUUCACGACCAUGCAACAGGAACAGGAGACUGUCAAGAUUAUCUCGAGUGCGUGCCUCUGUCUGCAUAA
Gigantopelta aegis is the source of this 708-nucleotide messenger RNA. RefSeq lists its product as uncharacterized. Bases 1 to 708 code for a protein of 235 amino acids. NCBI's taxonomy places the organism in Eukaryota, Metazoa, Mollusca, Gastropoda, Neomphalida, Peltospiridae. The record is from RefSeq and is a predicted model, not a curated record. The transcript has 2 exons.